ACCGUCCCCUCAUCGCAAAAGGUGGGACGGAUGAAUCUUUUUAUUCUCAUCUGUCUCCACGUGGGGACAGAGCGGGCGACGGUUGUGAAUAAUCCCAAGAGGUAGGCAUAAUAAAGAUUCAGAAAUAAAUAAAUGUGAAAUUUGAUUAACUAAAACCCUCUCAACCCAACUUUGAGUGCAACUGAAGUGUCCCAAUUCUCUAUGGAAAGGUACAGGGACUGAUUUAUGAUACAGAUGUACAACACACAAAACUACACACGGCUUCUACAAGCGUUCCCUCGCUGAUUGCCAGAAAGCAGCAAAAUCUCCAGGUUCCUCUGAAGCUGGGCCUGCCGCUACUGGUAUUUUAGGUUAUGGAGGAUUUCCUGUCGUCAAACAUUUCCUAUGCGAGGACUGCGGCCGGUCGUAUCUGCAUUGGACGUAUCUACAAGUUCAUCGUCGUAUGAAGCAUGCUAAUGAGAAUUUUCUAUACAAAUGUAACCAGUGCGACCUCACCUUCCCUAACAGUUGGAGUGUGGCAUAUCACAGAAAGAAGAUGCACGGCAAGAGUGGACCCGAGGACGGCGGUGGUACCACAAAAAUCGCUAGAGAUGACUAUAGGAUACCCUGUCGGGAUUGCAGCAUGGUGUUGCCAAACAAAACAGCACUUUACGCCCAUAGACAGAAGGAGCAUAGUGAUGUGACACUUUCUAUGAGUGAUGAACAAGGUGCUGACGCGCAAGUGCGUACGCACGCGCCGCUAGCGACCUCCUGCAGCAAGUGCGGACAUAACUUCAAUGAGCCUAGCGCUCUGCAGCGACAUCUUAAAGAGGUCCACGGACACGAAGGGGAGGCCCGGGGUGAGCGUGGUCGUGCCCACGCGUGUGCAGUAUGUGGCCGCGCAUUCCGCUCCGCCUCCGUACGGAAUGAACACCUGCGUGUCCACACCGGAGAGCGGCCAUACCCCUGUGAUGUCUGCGGGGUUGCAUUCAGACGUUCGACAGCAAUGCGUAAUCACCGGCUGAUUCACUCCGGUGUUCGCGCGUGGGCGUGUGCGCGCUGUCCCAAGCGGUUCCGUAUCCGCUCUGAUCUGCGCACGCAUAUGCGACUCAAACAUCCCACAUAUAUGAUCGUGUUUGAGAUGAAAGGUUUGAACCCUACAUAUGAAGAGAUAAUGCAACACAUUCGAGAUAACAACAUCACUCACGGACGCAUCGUGGAGAUCACAAAGAUGUCCUUUGAAAAGGGUACAAGCAGUAUAGUGCCGACGACAGCGCGGGCCCUUUCGCUGUUAGGACAUGUUCCGCGCACUAAGAUAACAUGCGAACCUCCCACACCUGUUAAUAUCGAUAUGUUCCAACCAGCACGCCGUGGUCGUGGCAUAGCUAAAAACCCCAGAAGACCUAAGAUUUUACAAGGAGUCCACGAGGAAUCAGAGUUGGACCCUAGUGCUUACACCGUGCCUAUCGCUUGCAGUACUGGGGGAGAGGAGUUGCCAGAAUUGAAUGUGGAACUGCUAAACGAGGGCGCGCUGCACAGCGGCCAAGUGGUACAAAUACAGUUAGACGACAACAUCUGGAAUAAAGCUCAGUAAUUCUGUUGUCUACUGGCAAUUAUUUAUUCUAUAUCUAUAUGCUAGCUGUGGGCUUAGAAAGGUACACAGGGGACAUUUGUAGCCCUCUUAUUCGGCUUCAAUUUUAUGUUCCGUGUAACAUGACUCUUACGCCCUUAGCAUAAGGUUUUAUUUUACUUUAACUCCAUGGAUUAUUCCCAACCGUCACGCCACUUUGUCCCCACGACAGAUGAGAAUAAACCUUUUGAGACGAGGGGACUUGUAACUUAUUUUAUUUCAUAACGGUUCCAUCUUUCACCAUAUAGGUGAUAGUGGGACUAAAAGGUGGGACUGAUCAAACUUUUUAUUCUCACGUGGGGACAGAGCGGGGUGACGGUUGGGAAUUAUCCAACUGCAUGUACAGAUAGAGCUCAUUCCUGUUGUACGUAGUACUUAUUACUUCCAUGGCCAUUACAGAUAACAUAAUUAUUUUUUUUACCAUCGA
Messenger RNA from Papilio polytes (common Mormon), 2036 nucleotides. Its product is annotated as zinc finger protein 141-like. NCBI's taxonomy places the organism in Eukaryota, Metazoa, Arthropoda, Insecta, Lepidoptera, Papilionidae. Gene Ontology annotation, biological process: regulation of transcription by RNA polymerase II. The record is from RefSeq and is a predicted model, not a curated record. Gene Ontology annotation, cellular component: nucleus. The transcript is spliced from 11 exons. Gene Ontology annotation, molecular function: RNA polymerase II transcription regulatory region sequence-specific DNA binding; DNA-binding transcription factor activity, RNA polymerase II-specific. The coding region runs from base 443 to 1573 and encodes 376 amino acids.